AAUGUUCUUCCUGUUUCAUUCAUAAUCUUUCUCUUCAACCUCGUUUCUUAUCAUGUAAUAGACUUUCCCUUUCUCUAUACCUUUUCUCCCUUCUUUCCUCACUGUUGCACUUAGCCUCAACUCACUUGUGCAAGCUUCCCCUUUAAUACUAUUCAAUUUUCCACUCUAUGCUGUCUAGUGUAAGUUUUCUUACUGAAAAAACCACGCUGGUAUUAAUUAUUAAGAUAACAAUCUACCUUAGAAGCAUAAAUAAAAUAACAAAAUUCACGUAUCAGAACAAGCAAAAAAAUUGAGAAUGGAUUAUACAUAUCCAGUAGUGAAAGAAGAAUACUUAGAACCCUCAUCAUCAUAUCAAUCAGGUGGUGAAUAUACACCAAUGAUUCCCCCUCCACAGCCAAUGGAGGGGCUUCAUGACACGGGAACCCCUCCAUUUCUCACCAAAACUUUUGAUGUGGUGGGCGACCCAACAACCAACCAUGUAGUUUCUUGGAGCAAAGAUGGCACCAGCUUUGUGGUUUGGGACCCACAUGCCUUCUCCACUGCUCUUCUUCCCAGAUACUUCAAGCACAACAAUUUCUCAAGCUUUGUCAGGCAACUAAACACUUAUGGUUUUAGAAAAAUUGAUCCAGAUAGAUGGGAGUUUGCAAAUGAAGGAUUCAUGAGAGGGCACAGCCACUUGUUGAGGAAUAUAAGGAGAAGGAAGGCACCUUCCCAACUAGCACAAGAUCAACAGUGUGUCGAAGUUGGACGUUUUAGGGUGGAUGAAGAGAUCGAUCGUUUGAGGCAGGACAAGCGGGUGUUGAUGAUGGAGCUUGUGAAUCUAAGACAGCAGCAACAGAAUACCAGAAUGUGCAUGAUGGAGAUGGAGCAAAGGUUACAAGGGACAGAAAUCAAGCAGCAGCAAAUGAUGGCAUUCUUAGCUAGAGCUAUAAAAAAUCCAGCCUUUGUACACCAACUGCUACAGCAGAAGGAGAAAAGAAAGGAGCUUGAAGAAGCCUUGACCAAAAAGAGGAGAAGGCAAAUUGAGCUAGGAGAUUCAACUACUAGAAGUGGGGGUGAAGGAAGGAGCACUGUUAAAGUUGAGCCCGUAGAAUUUGGAGUGUCUGAGUUGGAGAUGUUAGCUAUGGAAAUGCAGGGUUUUGGAAAGGAAAUGGUUGGCCAAGAGGAAGGAGUUGAUAGAGAACUUGAUGAAGAGUUCUGGGAAGAACUACUGUUUAGUGAGAAAUUUGAGGGUCGAUUAGACAUUCCAACAGCUGAAGAUAAAGAUGAAGAUGAAGAUGUCAACGUGUUGGCCAAUCAAUUGGGUUGCUUGGAUUCAAGUCAUUGAGUGAACCACUGAAUCAAGAUUAACCCCUUUUUCAUUCUGUCGAUUAGGUUCAAAAUUCAAGUCAUGUCAAAGUCAAUAUUUAUCCAUAAGAGGCAUCACACUGGUGGAGUCAAAAGUCAUCCUAAUUGGCAAUACAGUAAAAUUAGAAGCAGAACGGAAAUAAUUUGCUUUUGGUGUUUCUAACUCUAUUAUAUGUCCUUUUGUAGCACUUGGUGUGAAACCCCCAAUUCUCACUUUUCUCAAUGUUUAAUGGGGUAGCUUGCUGCUAGUGCUGGUGCUUGGACAAGAAUCUUUGUGAAUGUAGAUCACUCAGAAGGUGUAGAAUGGACAAGAAGUAGCCGAACUCCAACAAUCAUAACUGAAUGUUGCUUAUCAAGAGCCAGUGGGUCGUUAAUUAACGUUGUCGGUUUGAUUUUAUUCCCCUCCUAAUUAUUUUUUUGGUGUGUUUAUCCUUUGCUGUUGUGUGGUCAGAAAGAAAGGAAAAAAAAAAACCGCCGCAGAUAGCUUUAUGGUUGGAUGAUGGUACAUAACUGUAGUAUGAAUAAAGUGUCAUCACAUGCACCUUCAGGUUCCAUUCUCAUUAAAAUAAUCAUUUGCACUUGCAGGCUCUCAAGAUGUCUAGUGUCAGUCUAGAGUAUGAUCAGGUAAUGAUAAGAUUUUAUUUCAUUUUCUUUUCUGUCUUCCCCUUUAGAGUAAUAUAACAGAAUUGUUUCCCUUUCUCUCUUCAAGUUUCAGAUUUGGGAAAAACUAUAGUGGUCUGUAUUAUAUAUCAGGUUUGGCAUCUAUUUGAGUUGUUAACAUGCCUAAUUUUUUGAAUUGAUUGUUACCCUGGACGGAUAAUCUAGGACUGGUAUAGUCGGAGAUUCAGGUGAAGGAUAUGAAGUGAUUGGAGGUGAUUGUUUGGGUUUUCUGAGCCACUGGUCAUGUCGUCAUCUACAAAUAUUAUUGUGGUGUUGUUUCAACAGAUACACGGAAUGAGGAGUGUUUAGAGAGAAAAAGGCAGAUAUAUCCUAGAGAGAUUUAUCUCGAAAGCAACUUCUACCCUUCUGCUUGCUUAUUUUCUUGUCGUAACGGAAUAUUUAAGGUCUAGAAUAUUUCACUCACUCACUAAAGUGAAAACAUAGGUAAAAUAAAAGUUUGUUUACCC
Abrus precatorius (Indian licorice) is the source of this 2474-nucleotide messenger RNA. RefSeq names its product heat stress transcription factor A-7a-like. The transcript has 3 exons. Gene Ontology annotation, biological process: regulation of transcription by RNA polymerase II. The record is from RefSeq and is a predicted model, not a curated record. NCBI's taxonomy places the organism in Eukaryota, Viridiplantae, Streptophyta, Magnoliopsida, Fabales, Fabaceae. Bases 296 to 1327 code for a protein of 343 amino acids. Gene Ontology annotation, molecular function: DNA-binding transcription factor activity; RNA polymerase II cis-regulatory region sequence-specific DNA binding. Gene Ontology annotation, cellular component: nucleus.